Molecule: messenger RNA, 825 nt
Organism: Macadamia integrifolia
Lineage: Eukaryota; Viridiplantae; Streptophyta; Magnoliopsida; Proteales; Proteaceae
Product: 60S acidic ribosomal protein P2-like
Exons: 1
Coding region: 328-663 (111 amino acids)
Biological process (GO): cytoplasmic translational elongation
Cellular component (GO): ribosome; cytosolic large ribosomal subunit
Molecular function (GO): structural constituent of ribosome
Source: RefSeq, a predicted model, not a curated record
UUUUAACCAGUAAAUUCUUCCUACUUUCUUCAUCAAUCUGUCACAAACUAUUACAAUUCAGUGAGAAUAAGAUCCCAGAAAAUUUGUAAUUUGCCUCAAGGACAGAUUCUUCUCAUAAUACUUUCCCCCAGUGACCGGCGGAAAAUUAAUUACCACAGACAAGGAAUUAACUCAUGAUUGCAGCACGAUCCACGACUCUGAGGAAUUCCGACAAAUCAGAGAGAAACGGGAGUCGCGGACUUCCGCGUUUAGCCAUUUGUAUCUCUCUCCGUCCCUCUCUCUGUGACAAAUAAUUUGAUUAUGAUUAUAUUAGUUUUCUGAGCAAAAAUGAAGGUUAUCGCUGCCUACUUGCUCUCUGUUCUGGGCGGAAACACCAGCCCUUAUGCCAACGAUUUGAAGAACAUUCUUGGAUCAGUUGGGGCUGAUGCUGAUGAUGAUAAAAUUGAGCUAUUGCUAUCUGAAGUUAAGGGUAAAGAUAUUACAGAGCUGAUUGCAUUUGAAAGGGAGAAGCUUGCUUCAGUGCCUUCUGGUGGUGGUGCAGCCAUUGCGGUGGCUGCAAGUGCUGGCGGCGGCGAGGGUGGUGCUGCACCUGCUACGGAUGAGCCAAAGAAAGAAGAGAAAGAGGAGUCAGAUGAUGACAUGGGCUUUAGUCUUUUCGACUGAGGAAUUCUGAUGUCGGUCUCUGUGUAGGAAGCCAAUUGCUUCCCAUUUUAUAGCACUUGGGCUGAAUUUUUGGUCAGUGGAGGGUUAUUUAUCAGAUGUUUAGAGGGUUUUUUGUUCUUCCUAUGUGUCUUUUGAUUCCGGCAAAUUGAAGUUUUUCCCAUA